Drosophila ficusphila is the source of this 1455-nucleotide messenger RNA. RefSeq names its product serine protease grass-like. Bases 115 to 1047 code for a protein of 310 amino acids. Gene Ontology annotation, biological process: proteolysis. The transcript has a single exon. The record is from RefSeq and is a predicted model, not a curated record. Gene Ontology annotation, molecular function: serine-type endopeptidase activity. Lineage: Eukaryota; Metazoa; Arthropoda; Insecta; Diptera; Drosophilidae.
GAUUUUCAGUGAUUCACGUUCCGAAAAGCUUGUGCCAGAAUUUGUAUAAAAUGCAAUCCACCAAGCAGACGGAAUUUAAACCACUUUCAGUAUCUUUCUAUCCGAGCGAGCAUCAUGAUCCGUUUUUUCCCGAUUUUGAGCCUGGUGUGUGUAAUCUGUUUAAAUUCGAAUUCGCAGUCGGAAGCAUUUCCUCAAAAUGGAAUGCUCUCACUUCGCAUGGUGUACAAUCAACUUAGGCAACAGCGAUGCGGAGACCUUUCGAAUCUUAUUCCCGCCCAAAGAAUCUUUCGAAGGAUCACCGGCGGCAGGACGUCAUCCCUGAUGUCGCAGCCCUGGAUGGCAUACCUCUAUUUGCCAGACGAUAACGAGACGUGUCGCUGCGGAGGUUCCCUUAUCUCGGAGCGCUUUGUUGUGACCGCUGCUCACUGCAACAUAAUGUGUGGCCGAAAAGAUGACUUGAGAGUUCGCCUGGGCGAGCAGGACCUGACCUCCGAACUCGACUGCACCACUUCCGGCUACCAGAAGGUGUGUGCUCCACCCGUCGAGGAGUUUUCCAUUGAAGAGUGGAUUAUCCACGAGAACUUCGACCGCAAUUCCGGUUGGAAUGACAUCGCUUUGAUCAGACUGAACCGGAGAGCUGUCUUGAAGGACCACAUUCGACCGAUCUGCCUGCCUCUUUCCGACGAUCUCAUGGCGCGGACCUCGGUCAUCGGGCUACCCUACUGGGCGGUGGGCUGGGGAACGGACGAGGAGGAGGCCUUCGCCGUUACCACCAUGGAGGUCUCCAUACACACGAAGGAGUGCCUCCACGGCCGGGACGAAACCUUCCUCUGCGCCGAUGGAACCCACGUGGACACCUGCUUUGGCGAUUCCGGCGGCCCGCUCACCUGGUCGCUCCUUUACUUUGGCUCCGUACGAGCUGUCCUCUUCGGAGUGGUCAGCGUUGGGAGCCAGGAGUGCGGAGAAGGCGGCGGUUCCUACUACAUGAAUGUGCCCACCUUCAUGCCUUGGAUACUGGUGAAGCUGUCGGGUUACUCCGACUUGUAGGGAAGGACUGGAAUAAACCAAUACUGCCACAUUUUAAUAUGUAUAUUAUAGAUGUAUGUUUGUGUAUGUAAAGUAAUGACUGUAGCAUAAGUGUGCAGUCCUUAAUCAUGUCGAUAUGAGCCUUCUUUCAACAGACUUCAGCGAUAGCUUAAAUUGAAGCGAGUCUUGGAUCAGCGAAAAAGUGGAGAACGUGCAAAAAAUCGACCGAAAAGUAGUCAAGUCGCGCCAAUCAGUUGCUAAAUUGUUGUCUCAACUCUUUUAAUCAAUAUAAUCAACUCUUUUGUAAACAUUUAUCCACAUAUCUAUCUAAAUAAACUAUUGAUAAUAAUCCCAUAAUUGUUCAUAUAUUUCGCCACCAUCUGAAUUUCCAAUUUAUGUGAAACACCACAAAAAAUCCAUUUCAAUUUA